Molecule: messenger RNA, 3176 nt
Organism: Filobasidium floriforme
Lineage: Eukaryota; Fungi; Basidiomycota; Tremellomycetes; Filobasidiales; Filobasidiaceae
Exons: 6
Coding region: 188-3103 (971 amino acids)
Source: RefSeq, a predicted model, not a curated record
UGAGCAUGAUGGCGGCGUCAUCAUUCCUCUUGAUCACGAGCUGACGGUAUAUCACCUGCAUCGUGACAUCGUGGCAUCCUUUGGUAGGUGGAACGAUUGACGUAUAAAGGCCAUUCCUCGCAGAGACGCACGAACCAUCUACCCAGGCCGAUGAGCACGAGCUAUAUUCACUCGAUUCGACAUCAAGAUGGGAACAACGUUCAGCCGACCGAAUAACUCUCAGCCGCAGGCAAAUGAAACUGAACCUGCCUUUCCCGAAGAGGAUGACGGGGUCGUCCAUCAUACCGACCGUACUGCGGGUCAAUUGGGGAGGUCUGGAGAAGAACCACAGACAGCAAUCGAGACGAACGGAUCUCGUCUUCCAGGCUUCACGGAUGAGGCUGUGACUGCAGGACAGGAUCAAUAUGUCGAAGCUGGGCCUUCAUCUCCCGCUUUCGACGGAGCAGAUAUCACAUCGCCACAUAGUACGACCGGCAAACGCAAGAAGAAAUCCAAGGCGAAGAGCAAGGCCAAGAGGGUACAUUCCGCUACUCAGGAACGUUUCUCUGAUCAGGACGAGCCUUCAGCAAGCAAGGUUGCUAGAACCAUUGAAGCCGAUGUCAAAUCAGAGGCAGCGGCUAUCAGAUCCCUUGGUUCCAUCCGCCGCCUCAGGACCACUACGGAAGGGUCCGUGUCGAGUCUCCCAGCCGUUUCAAGCACCGCGCAAGCUGUACAACCUAGCUCUGCUCGAGAGGAUGGUGAAUUAUCAGAUGAAGAGCAGACCCCUGUCAUACCCGCACCCACACUCGCGUCGGUACCAGUAUCGACCCUACCGCUGCCAGUUGUCUCUACGAACAUCCCUGCCGCCCCCAGAGCUACGACAAACAGACCGCAUAGGGGUGGUCAUGGUUGGAAGCACAAAGAAUACAAGGACCGCGAUGCUUUAUCGACGGGACAUUCGGUUCCCUGGCCGACCAUGCCUCCUUACCUAGCAUCUUCCAGGUCCUUUGUUCCUGAAACGAGCAGCAGGUCUCGACCUAAGGACACGCAGUCCGGUCUCAAUUACGAGGACGAGUAUACGGCGUCCAUUGCUCCCGUCGCGUCUGGCAGCCAACCUCAACCGGUAACCACACCGCAAUCUGAUCCUCCUUGGCCCGUCUCCUCUCACGCGGGUAAUCGUUCCACGCAAGUCAGUGGAUACGGGAGGCGGUCUCAUUUUACAUCUCCUACCAGCAACACUGCGGUACCUCAGAACUUUCCCGUUCCUCCUGCCUUUUUCCGGCAAUACAAUGCAGAGACCUCUCGUCGGUUUGGUCCGGUUCCUCCAGACUCCACUCAAACCGCAGGAGCCGGUCCAUCAACCGUCAAUAUGCCUCGUAACAAGAACCGGACAGCAGAGUGGGACGAUGAUGUAGAUAUGGAAGACCGAGAUGCCGAACGUGCUUUGGAAGAGAACGACGCGAUCAGACUAGAGCAAGCGAGAAGGUGGGCUGAAGAGCAAUCGAUGCGGAUGAACCAAACACUCGACGCAGCGGGCUUACGUGAACUGAUACGGCUGUUGCUACAACUUACCUCUUGGGGAGUGUCUACCACAGACUUUACUGAACGAGGUGUCCGACGGGACUUGCUUCGCGCUGUUCACGAUGUCGCUUCUGUGACCAACCCUCUCCAACGUCCCGUCUCCCCUCCUCCUCCUCCUCCGCCUGUCGAUUCGCUUCCGACGCCCCCGCCUCCGCCCCCUUCACCUCCAGCACAGGCUUCGCGCAGACAAUCGAUUGCAUCAUCAGUCGAGAUGGACAUCGCAACUCCAUCGCCCGAGGUCCAACCCAUCACAGUCAACCCAUCACCUAGCGUAGAACCUAUAGCUUUGCCAUCAGUGCCGGACUCGUUGGAAGCAGGACCGCCUACCGCUCUUGCACCCGAAAUGGCAGCGACUUCCGCCAAACGCCUCGAUAACCAAAACGGGCUGGACACGGUUCAGGCAGCCCUCGAGCUUGUACAAGUACCCACGCCGAGCUCUGAAACGGUAUCAGAACCGAGACCGGCCAGCGAUGUUACUUUGAUGCGGGCCAAGUUGUUGGCACAUAAGCUGCGCAAGCAGAAGGAGAUCAAGGAUCGGUUGCGAAAGCUGCAAGCUGCCUCCACGCCGACCGAGAUCUCACCCGAACCUCUGCCUAACACGAAUCUUCCUGUGCCCCAGCCUCCAUCUUCGGAAACUUCAGCCUCCGAAGCAGGUUCCAGCUUCCCCUCGGGUGAACGCCAAGCCAAUUCCGUCGACGUCUCUCCCGUUCAACCUCUGAAUGUCAUGCUCCCGAAGACACCUGAUCUCGAUAACCAAACUCCCAUCGUCACCGAUUCCUCCCAAUUCUUUCCGGUUCGGGCCAAGGCCUUUGGCCGUGGUCGCAAAGCUCUGGCGCCAGCUCACCCUAAGUCAUUCAUCAUCGAUCUCGAUAGCGACUCGGAUGACGACGACGCUGCAGCCGAGCAGGAUCGUGCGGUUGCAGUUCAUCAGGAAGCCGAAAGGCUUCAUGCGGAACAUCUGAAGAGGGAGAUCGAGAAGAAGGAAGCGGAUCGGGCGGCUCUGGAGGCCAAGAUCGCCCUGAUGGAGGCCCGGCGACAAGCCAAGAAGGCACAGGCUGCCCUCCCUCCCCUCCGCCAAAACAAGUCUGUAUACCAUCAGACAGUCACCAUUACCGCCACUCUCCCUGAGCCUGCCGCACUGCCUCGAGGAGAGGCUAUUGUUCAGGACCUGACUCCCAGUAACAUCACACCUUCAGAGCGACAUGAGCUGGAUAAACCAGCACUGGUAGAAAAGAUGACACCGGCUGCGAGCAAUGUCUUGGAUUCGCAUGCCGCCAUGACGCCACUGGAAGAGACUGCUGCUGCCAUAGCAGGUGGCUCACAUGACCCCGCCUCGCAUACGACGUCGGACAUGAACAUUGAUCAUGAGCACCGCUCGGACGAAAUCAAAGACAUGGAUAAGGUUGUCAUCUCCUCGAGCCCCCUGGUCGCUUCGAUCCCCCUCUUUCCAGAUGAGACCGACCUCGGAGCACCGGCAGCGUUGAAACCAGAAGUGAGUGCGGGUAAGAAUCGUUUCCAGACGCAACCGACAUUGAGUAGUUGAUCUCUCAGUCGGAGCAGAAUAUCUCUCAUGGUCAAGCCAUAGAACGCAAUGACCGGUCGAUGCUCAAGUUGGC